AUGCAGUCAAGUGGAGCAGAAAUGGAAAAAGAAAAGAAGCAGUUUGUGAAUUCCCCAGAUGAUGUUUUACAAAAAAAAAAUCUGAUAAUGGCCCAUGGCUAUCCUAUAGUCAAUGCUUUUGCACUCAACUAGGAAAGAAUUGAACAGUUCCAGGGUAUGCCAGAUGACCUUGUGAUUGUCACCAUUCCUAAAGCAGGUACCAGUUGGAUUAGUGAAAUCGUGGACAUGGUUCUAUAUGAUGGAAACGUUGUUAUUACAACUAAAGCUCCAAUGUUGGAACUGAGUGUUCCUGGACUAAGACUGUCAGGACUCAGAAAAGCAAGGGGCUCUGCAGCAAGGAUGAUUUAUCUAGCUCGAAAUGCCAAGGAUGUCUCAUUUUACCAUUUUGACUAAAUGAAUAAUUUACAACCUCAUCCUGGAAACUGGGAAGGCUAUUUGGAGAAAUUCAUGACUAGAAAGGUUGCCUAUGGAUUAUGGUUUACAGUAAAGACCUGGUGGAAUAAAAAGGAAGAGCAUCCAAUACUUUUCUUAUUCUAUGAAGAUAUUACGAAGUUUCCUGAGGAGGAAAUCAUGAAGAUUACCAAAUUUCUAGAAAAGACCUUGAGUGAUGAGAUCCUGGAAAGGAUUGUCUAUCAUACCUCCUUUGAAGUGAUGAAGGACAACUCUCAGGUGAAUUACACACAUGUGCCCAACAUGAUGGACCACAGCAAAUCACCUUUUAUGCCUAAAGGAACUACUGGAGACUGGAAGAAUUACUUCACAGUGGCUCAAAAUGAGAUAUUUGACAUGAUUUAUAAGAAGGAGAUGUUUGGAAGUACACUUCAGUUCUGCAGAGACUCAAAGUCCUUAAGGUCCAACUUAAAGAAAGAGGAGAUGAGAUGCCCAGUUUACCUAUGA
This is a messenger RNA of Jaculus jaculus (lesser Egyptian jerboa), 897 nucleotides long. RefSeq names its product sulfotransferase family cytosolic 1B member 1. Gene Ontology annotation, molecular function: sulfotransferase activity. Gene Ontology annotation, cellular component: cytoplasm. Gene Ontology annotation, biological process: sulfation. Lineage: Eukaryota; Metazoa; Chordata; Mammalia; Rodentia; Dipodidae. The record is from RefSeq and is a predicted model, not a curated record.